Molecule: messenger RNA, 3183 nt
Organism: Zymoseptoria tritici IPO323
Lineage: Eukaryota; Fungi; Ascomycota; Dothideomycetes; Mycosphaerellales; Mycosphaerellaceae
Product: pumilio-related RNA binding protein
Exons: 4
Coding region: 1-3183 (1060 amino acids)
Biological process (GO): post-transcriptional regulation of gene expression
Cellular component (GO): cytoplasm
Molecular function (GO): mRNA binding
Source: RefSeq, a predicted model, not a curated record
AUGUCCUUCUUCCGUGGGCCUCAAUCACCUCGCGAGGAGCCAUAUUCCUCCAAUCCACUCUCCCCGCCGCAGAGAAACGCAAACCCGAACCGAUGGAGUGCCAGCAUGGCGGGUAUGAGCGACGUAAGAGGAGCUUUGCAGAGAAGAUUUACAACGAAUACCGUUCCAACACUGUCGCCAAUUGGACAACAACGGAGACAGGCUGCUGGAGAUGUGCAAAUGCCAAGUGCUCACAGUCGAAUCGCGCCGUCUGAACGAGCUGCUCGCCACUAUGAAAACCUUCUCGAGGCUCAACGCAAGAUUCAAGAAGAGCUUGACAAGGUCGAUGUCGACACACGCCGUGAAGUCGACGAAAACAUACGCCACGAGCAGUCUGUCACUCAGUUGUUCGCACAGAGCGAACCCACGACGCCUCCGGAAUAUCAAACCUUCGCGGCCAACUUUUCUCGACCAAAUCGAUACUCAGCGGCUAGCCUGACAUCUCCGCCUGGCAUUGCUACUCGUUCAAAUCGCGCCAGCGCGCACCUCGCCUCGCCGCCAAACGGAUCUGCUCGCGCCUACAACCAGAGUAACAACUCCAAUUUGCCAUCACAAUCUGUGCCUGGCUCGCGGCGGCAGUCGGACGGCGAGGACGACGACGACGACGAUUUCGUAUACGGUUACGACGACAUUUCUCGUCGAGCUGCAAACCCGAACCGCAACUCCAUGCCUAUCACUUCUUACGAUCACAAGCGCAACACUAUCGACUUGAGCCUUGGCCGCGCCAACGCCACUUCGUUUUUCUUCGACGAGACUGACAAGUCUAACAAGACCUCACCGCCAGAUAUCAAGACGUAUCUGCAAGUGCAGCACACAGCCGACGGCUUUCCCAAACUCAUCCGCCGCGAGGACAACAGCGACCUGUCGCUAUCCGCAGCCUCCGCAGCACUAGACCUCGCUUCAUCCACCUCGGACGCACAAAUGCAGCAGGGUACCGAACGUGCAAUGGCUACCCGUCACCGCAUUUCUUUGCCUCCAAGCGCUCUGGCUGGCAAUGUGGGCAUGGCUCCGUUGAACGGCAUCCUCGCCAAUGCCAACGAGAAUCGAUCAGCUGCAAGCAACCGUCGCUCCAUGGAGGUGAAGUUCACCGCUGAGACCAAGCGUCCGGCUCUUGCUUCACCGCCUCGUGGAUAUGCAAACGGGCCAAUGUCGUCUUAUUCGACAAACGACAUUCCCACCCUCAAGAGUAUCAACGGCGACACAUCUGACGGCGGAGUUGCACUUCUCUCCCCAGCCGCUCAAGUUGCCAACAUCGUUGCUGGUCACGCUUCUCCCGAGCAGAACGCCGGGAACCUCGCCCAGCUGUCGAUCAGCUCACCUCGUCAAAACCAGUACAACAACUUCCAACUCUCUACCCCAGCCAGAAACGGUGGCGAAGGCCAAGAGAACUUUGGUCUCUCUCAGUCAGCUCUCCAAGCUAACGCAGCUCCAUUCGGUCCCGUCUACGACAAUCAGGCUCCAGUAUUCGGCACUCCAAACAUGAUGCAAUACAGUCAGCAGCCUGCCUACUACGGUGGGUACGGCAUGCCAGCAAUGACCAAUGGCUUCAAUAAUCUCAACAUGCACAUGGCUGGUGGAGCCAAUGGCUUCAGCCCGCAAGCUCAAUGGUCUCCUUCGGGCCCAGCACAAUACACUCAGCCUCCUGCGUAUGGCGGCUAUCAGCAGUUCUCUCCAUCUGGGCCGUCCGGACAAGCAGUCGCUGGUGCUGGCCGCUUCGACAGUCCUCGAGCCAAUACUCAGCAACGCCGCCAGGCCGCCGAGGAGGCUCAGGCCAAGUUCAACUCGAUCAAGGUCGAGCAGCUGACGGGCGAGAUCUACACUCUGUGCAAGGAUCAGCAUGGCUGCCGUUUCCUGCAGCGCAAGCUGGAAGAGCGCAACGAGCAGACCGUUCAAGCCAUCUUCGAGGAGGUGCGCAACCACAUGAUCGAGCUGAUGGUGGAUCCAUUCGGCAACUACCUUUGCCAGAAGCUGCUGGAGAGUGCCAAUGACGAUCAACGCACUGAGCUCAUCAAGAACGCAAUGCCGCAAAUGACCAAGAUUGCGCUCAAUCAGCACGGCACUCGGGCCCUGCAGAAGAUGAUUGAAUUCAUUUCCACUCCUGAGCAGACGGCUUUGAUCAUCGAGGCUCUCCGCAACGAUGUCGUGCUCCUCAUUCAGGAUCUCAAUGGCAAUCACGUCAUCCAGAAGUGUCUCAACCACUUGUCAUCAAACGACGCCAUCUUCAUUUUCGACGCUGUUGGUGCCAACUGCAUCACAGUCGGCACCCACCGCCACGGCUGCUGCGUUCUGCAACGUUGCAUUGACCACGCCGACGGUCUUCAAAAGGGCGAGAUGGUCGACCACGUCAUUCGCAAUGCCUACUCUCUUGUACAGGAUCCUUUCGGCAACUACGUCGUGCAGUAUAUCCUCGACCUUUCCGAGCCAUGUUUCACUGAGCCUCUCUGCCGUGCCUUCUACGGCGAGAUCGCCAACCUUUCCCGCCAGAAAUUCAGCUCGAACGUCAUGGAGAAGUGCAUCCGCUGCGCCAGCAACGAGACUAAGCGCGCCAUCAUCAGCGAGAUCAUGGCUCCCCAGACCAUCGAAAAGAUGUUGCGCGAUGGCUUUGCCAACUACGUCGUGCAGACUGCCAUGGACUUUGCAGAUGAAGACCUCAAGCCAACGCUGGUUGAGAACAUUCGCAUGGUCAUUCCCGCCAUCCGCAACACUCCGCAUGGUCGCCGCAUUCAGAGCAAGAUCUCGGACUAUGACAACCGCAAGGGUUCCAAUGGUGCGCCCAUCGAUUCUAGCAAAGCGGCUCCACCUCCCGCCACCUUCAGUCCACAGCAAGGCCAGAAUGGUCGUGCGAACCGCCAAGGCAUGAUCGGUGCUCCAAUGAAUUGGAACGUCAAUGGUGGCUUCGAAGGUGCUGACUUCAACCCCAACGGCAUGAACGGCCACCAAAUUGCAUCGCCGCCGCCGCCGCAGCGCAAUGCCCACAACUUCAGCAUGCUGAACGGUGGUCAGAACUUUCAAGCUCACAACCAAGUCAACGGUCACCGUGACUAUCCAUCUAACGGCGGUGGUCACAACUACCAAGGCAACGGCUACGCCAACCAGGGCUUCGCAAACCAUGCUCGCCAGCAGCAACCAUACGGCCACUUCUAG